AUGGAAAACCAAGAGGAGCAAAAAGAGCCUGCUGAAAGCACCAUAAGAUCUGAGAGCCAAAUAAUCGAAGAUGCUAUUAAUUGAAAACCCGUUGAAAGUUCUGAUGACUAUAGGGUAGAAAAUGCAUACGCAUAUGGAGGAAUCGCCUUACUCAAUCAAGCAACAGUGUCUAAAAUGCGAAGCAUCGGAAAAGAAAUAGUCAAAGAGAUUGGCAGAAGAAUCCUCAGCGGUAACCUAAACUUGACCACAAUCUCUUUUCCAAUUAAAUGCAUGCAAGCCAACACAGCUCUACACAAUACAGUAAAAGGUUUACUUAUGUGUCCUUUAUACAUGAAUAAAGCUGCCUCUAUCCCUGACCACUUGGAAAGGUUUAAAUUGGUGAUUGCUUGCAGUAUUUCUUCUUAUCUUUAUACAUCGACUUUUGAAAAACCUCUCAAUCCUAUUUUAGGAGAGACUUUACAUGGGAAGCUAGAGGACGGCGGAGAGAUCUGGGCAGAACAAACUAGCCACCAUCCUCCCGUUUCUCACUUUUAUAUAGAAGGUCCAAAUAAAAGUUAUAUAUGUCAUGGCAAUUACAAUUAUACAGCUAGUGCAGGCUUGAAUUCAGUGACAGUAAAAUAUAUUUAGAUUACAAAUUAUGGGAAAAAAUAUUUCCAAUUUCCAGACGGGUAUGUUGUCAGUCAAAACUUGCCGAUUGAAACAUUCUCUGGGACGUUUUUUGGAGCUGUGAGGCAUGAAAGUUUAGGAGUUAUAGAAUUUAGUGACAAUUUGAGUUAUUUCAAAGCAAGGAUCGAGUUUGGAGCAGAUAAAACCUUGCCAAGCGACCAUAUCACUGGAGAAAUCACUGAUAUGGAUAGGAAUAAGAUAUGUGAAAUAAGCGGUACUUAUUGUGGACAUAUAGAAAUUGAUGGCAAAAGGUAUUGGGAUCCAAGGUAUGUUACACCAUAUAAAAUCAGCUAUGAUAUCAUUCUGCCAAGUGACUCAGAGGUAAGAGAAGAUAUAAGAACGCUAACUCUCCCCCCCCCCCUCCGUGAGCGAACAAAACCAUUAGAAAAAUCGCCAUUUUUUUGACCAAAAACCCACCCUCCGUGAGUGAACAAAAAUUUUUUUAUAGAAAAAAAUUUUAAUGGAAAAAAAAUUUUGAUAUAUAAGUGAUAAUUAGUAUAAUGAAAUCUAGAGCUAAUUCUGUUUAAUUUUUAACAAAUUGCGUUUUAAAAACAUAAAUUUUGCAAAUUAAAUUAAUAUUUGCUUCCCAAUUUUUGCAAAUUAGGAUUUUUUUAAAUUUUCGAAAAAAAUAUUUUUUAUAAAAUUUAUAUAUAAAUUUUUUUUAAAAAAAAAAUUAACCCCCUCCGUGAGCGAACAAAAUUUUUUUGUUCGCUCACGGAGGGGGGGGGGGGGGAGUAAGGCUCGGGCAAGUUGAGGAAGCGCAGGCUGCAAAAGAAGCUUUAGAGAAUUUGCAGCGCCAUGAUAGACAUCUGAGAAACGCAAAUCAUUAA
This is a messenger RNA of Blepharisma stoltei, 1496 nucleotides long. The record is from the annotation of a GenBank genome assembly. NCBI's taxonomy places the organism in Eukaryota, Ciliophora, Heterotrichea, Heterotrichida, Blepharismidae.